Molecule: messenger RNA, 2044 nt
Organism: Mizuhopecten yessoensis (Yesso scallop)
Lineage: Eukaryota; Metazoa; Mollusca; Bivalvia; Pectinida; Pectinidae
Exons: 9
Coding region: 498-1742 (414 amino acids)
Source: RefSeq, a predicted model, not a curated record
GAAACUGGCAAGGGCGCACCUGAAAGAGCUAGUGUUUUACGUACUCAUGUGCUUUAGUAGAGAAUUUGGCAGAUACUUCCAAUCAUCAAAAUUAAGUCCUCGGGGGGAAAAGGAGUAUCAACAAUAGAUAUAGAUUUUUGUUGAUGUGAAUUUGAUUAAUUCCGUGGGCCCUCGUGUUCUAUCACUAGAUAUUUAAAAUCGGGGACGGGGGUGAAGGGCUUAUAAUAUCCAGAAAUAAUUUUUUAACCGUCAAUCAUUUGUCCUGAUUUUACCGAAGUCCAUUGACACCAACUAUCCUGUGGAAAAAGAAACAUUUCUGAUACUGUUAUUGUAUUCAGACGAGUUUUUAGUGGCCUAUGUUGAGUUAAACAACAAGGUUUACUGUUGGAUAGGUUGUGUAAGACUAUGCGUCCGAAGGUAAUCAGCAAUAUUCAUUUGUACUUUAGACCUCGUCCGUUUACCGGCAAGGGGAGGGAACUCUAGUUAACUGAGGCGAGAUGAUACUGUAUGUAAUUGGAGCAAUUUUAGUCAUUCUGGUUGUGGGCUGGUUCUCAAAAGCAGACCCGCCAGCAAAAUGUGGAAUAUAUACACAGCCGAACAAGUGGUAUCCUCUCAAGUACUACAUUUUUCUGUUAAUGCUAAAAUUAAGACAAAGAAAAAACGCGAAGAUGAACACGGCGACAGGUGAGAAUGCUGGAUACGGUGUUAGGUCCAGAUCAAACGUAACAGACAUGGAAAAGGCACAGACACUGCCUCAAGAUCAACCAAAGGCAGUUGAUGCUGUAUACUUUAAUGGGGGGAAUAAGGAUGGUCAAUAUAUGGUGGCAGCCACGGCGAGGAGACAGAAUAAUGUGGUUCAGACUGUCCUAUACCUCAGGCUUCCUGGUGUUGGUUUGUUGGAGAUUCCUUCCAAACCCGACACUAAGCUCCAGGGCACAGAUCCAGAGGCCUUUGCAGCAGGAGGACUGACGCUUGAGCCAGUGGAUCCUAUGAAGACCUGGAAAAUAUCCUACAAAGGCAAACUAAGAAAUCAUGAAACUCUAAAAGAGCUGGAGGUGACCUUUGACCUAACCUGGACAGCCUUUACACCAUACUUUGAUUUUGACACGGACCUCCACCCUAAUGUCAUGGCAGAAUCUAUCUCUAAAGAAAAGUGGUCCAGGAAAUAUUUUGAUGUUCUUCAAAGUGUCCAUCAAACCCAUUAUGAGCAGUUUGGAGAAAUAACAGGCAUAGUCAAUAUAGCAGGUGUUGGAGAUAAGACCAUCAAAGUUCAGGGAGUCCGAGACCAUUCCUAUGGAAAUGUUCGUGAUUGGCGAUACUUCCACAGGUACGCAAUCACCUAUGCCACACUGGUUGACAAGACAGCUAUCUGUAUAGGCUGUAUAUCCAUGCCCAUUACCAUGACCAGUCUAACGAUUGGCUAUGUGAUUCAUCCUGAUGGUACUAAGGAACCAGUGUCGUCGUCAGAGUUCCAGUUAGCUGAUCAUGGAGAAGAUGGACACCCACCCAAAGAGCUGUCUUUUAAAUUCACUGCAGGAGAGAAAGAGUACAAUAUGACAUGUACAGUUGUGGAAGCUCCGAUCUUCUACAUUGGUGAGGGCCGGGAUGCCAAGAUUCAUGAACGUUUGUGUACCUACGAUAUCAAUGGUGUACCUGGCUGGGGCAUCAGUGAAUGGGAUUACAGGCCCAAAAAGAUAAGGAAGACAUUUCGCAGGGAGUCUUCUUAUCAGCUGUUUACUUGACUAUCUACAGACAAUUUGACAUCAACAAGCCAAAGUUAAGGCGCGUUUUAAUGAGACAGGAUGCAUAUACUUACUAUUUCAGUUCUGACCAUUGUGGUUGGUCAGAUUUGUACAGAUGGUGUACAAGAUGAAUAUUCCAAAGAUCAAGACCUGGAAUCUCUGAAACUUCAGGUCCAACGACUGUCCGUUCUCAGUCAGGAAAAUCAACAGAAAAUCCAGCGUUUGGAAAGUUUAUAUAUAAGUGAGCGUAAUGAACGUCUAGCCUUGGAAAAAUCCCUUGCUGAACUGCAGUAUUCGCAAAA